UGGCUUUAGGCUGUGCCUUUGAGGGGAACACAAACUCUCAGCUGGAGGUCCAGCAAGCAGUGCCUCAUGCACCCAGAAAUGGCUGUUACCUGGGGACAUCCUCCCUGCAUGGCUCAGACUCACUUGCCACUGACUUGCCUUCUUUGCUGUUCUUUUCCCAGUCCUCAGUAUGCUCCAAGAUCGUCCAGCUGCUGGGCCAGAAUGAGGUGGACUACCGCCAGAAGCAGGUGGUGAUCGUGAGCCAAGACAGCUUCUACCGCGUCCUCACCUCAGAGCAGAAAUCCAAAGCACUCAAAGGCCAGUUCAAUUUUGACCACCCAGAUGCCUUUGACAACGAGCUGAUUGUGAAAACGCUCAAAGAGAUCACAGAAGGGAAGACGGUCCAGAUUCCUGUCUAUGACUUUGUCUCCCACUCCAGGAAAGAGGAGACGGUGACUGUCUACCCUGCCGACGUGGUGCUCUUCGAAGGCAUCCUGGCCUUCUACAGCCAGGAGGUGCGGGAUCUGUUCCGCAUGAAGCUUUUUGUGGACACAGAUGCAGAUACCCGGCUGUCCCGCAGAGUGCUACGAGAUAUCAGUGAGCGAGGCAGGGACCUCGAGCAGAUCUUAACUCAGUACAUCACCUUCGUCAAGCCUGCCUUUGAAGAGUUCUGUUUGCCAACCAAGAAGUAUGCUGAUGUGAUCAUUCCCAGAGGAGCAGAUAAUGAAGUGGCCAUAAACCUCAUUGUGCAGCACAUCCAGGACAUUCUUAAUGGAGGACUCAGCAAACGCCAGAGCAACGGCUACCUGAAUGGCUACACUCCUCCUCGCCAGCGGCAGCCCUCAGAGUCCAGCAGCCGGCCUCACUGACGGCAGUGGCAGCGUGAGGCUGGGGCAGAGGGCGCUUGGGCCCUGCUGCUGCCCCUCUGUACAUACUGUUCAUUCAUUCCCCCCUUAUCUAUUUAAGAAACCAGAUGGAGAUGAAUGCCUUUAAUUUUGUAUGUUUGAAAUGCUGACUGAGAAUCAGACGGCUGCUUGGGAGCCUGGACUGUCCACAGCUCCUGGCCUUGGUCAACAACUCCUCUAGCACGGAACUGGCUAUAAAUAUCUAUAAAUAUAGAAUUGCUCUA
This is a messenger RNA of Nestor notabilis (Kea), 1108 nucleotides long. RefSeq names its product uridine-cytidine kinase 2 (gene UCK2). The record is from RefSeq and is a predicted model, not a curated record. Lineage: Eukaryota; Metazoa; Chordata; Aves; Psittaciformes; Psittacidae. Gene Ontology annotation, cellular component: cytoplasm; cytosol. Gene Ontology annotation, molecular function: ATP binding; kinase activity.